AAGCACCUGAAGCGCGUAGCAGCUCCAAAGCAUUGGAUGCUGGAUAAACUGACUGGUGUGUUUGCUCCUCGUCCAUCUACCGGUCCUCACAAGCUGAGGGAAUGUCUCCCCCUAAUUAUUUUCCUAAGGAACAGACUUAAAUAUGCCCUAACAGGAGAUGAAGUAAAGAAGAUCUGCAUGCAGCGUUUCAUUAAGAUUGAUGGCAAGGUCCGCACCGAUAUAACCUACCCUGCUGGUUUUAUGGAUGUCAUCAGCAUUGACAAGACUGGAGAGAAUUUUCGUCUGAUCUAUGACACCAAGGGUCGCUUUGCUGUUCAUCGUAUUACACCUGAGGAGGCCAAGUAUAAGUUAUGCAAAGUGAGAAAGAUCUUUGUGGGGACAAAAGGAAUCCCUCAUCUGGUGACCCAUGAUGCUCGCACCAUCCGCUACCCUGAUCCCCUCAUCAAGGUGAAUGACACCAUUCAGAUUGAUUUGGAGACUGGCAAGAUUACUGAUUUCAUCAAAUUUGACACUGGUAACCUGUGCAUGGUGACUGGAGGUGCU
Molecule: messenger RNA, 543 nt
Organism: Parasteatoda tepidariorum (common house spider)
Lineage: Eukaryota; Metazoa; Arthropoda; Arachnida; Araneae; Theridiidae
Source: RefSeq, a predicted model, not a curated record